Molecule: messenger RNA, 840 nt
Organism: Amphimedon queenslandica
Lineage: Eukaryota; Metazoa; Porifera; Demospongiae; Haplosclerida; Niphatidae
Exons: 2
Source: RefSeq, a predicted model, not a curated record
UUCUAAAAUAUUAUCAAUUUGUGUUAUUUUGGUAGCAGUACAUGUCACUUUUGUUUUUUUAUUGUAGGUAUAUGCGUGAAUAUGUUUUACUUGUGAGAGAUCAUUGCUCUCUUAUUUGUGUCGAUGACAAACAUAAAGUCAAGGUAGGGGAGCCAGGGUUUCCUGUGGCCUCAGCAGAAAGGGGGAGGAGAGUAGCAGUGCGUGCUGAUGAAAAUUUUGUAGUGGGAGACCAUGAUUUUAAGAAGUUUGGGCUUAUUCCAUCAGUGACUUUUAUUAUCAAGAUUCCAGAUGAAAUUUGUGGUUCAUGGUAUGAUGGUAAAGUGUAUGUUGGUCUUAAAGAUUCAGUGUUUGAACCUUCCUCUCCUAUUCGCCACAUGACAGAAUUAUAUCAGACUAUUUUGAAGACUGAAACUCAUAAAAAGCCUAUAUUAUUUAUAUACUCGGACGGUGGACCAGACCAUCGCCUGACAUACAUCUCAGUUCAGCUGUCUUUAAUAUGUCUCUUUAUUAAGCUAGACCUGGAUUAUCUUUGUGCUUGUCGCACUGCACCUUAUCACAGUUGGAGAAAUCCGGUUGAGCGAAUUAUGUCUAUUUUAAACUUAGGAUUGCAGUGUGUAGGACUUGCAAGGGAGCAGAUGACUGAGGAGUUUGAGAAAGAAGCAGCAAAAGCGAAUUCGUUAUCAGAGUUAAGAGCCAUUGCAUCACAAACCAGUGGAUUUGAAGCAGCUGUUGCAAGCUCACUUUCACCUGUAAAAUCUCUACUUUAUAGUAUUUUUAAUCGUCUCAAGCUUCACGAUGACUAUAUUCACACAUUUGAUUCUGCGUCUACAAAUGGAUAUA